AUGCGUGUUCCGUGUCCCUGCGUGUGUGCUGGGCAAGCGAAGACCAAAGGAGCCCGCCUGGGACCGGACGCCUCGGCCGCGCACGACCCCACCUCCGGGGUGGGGCGCCCCGGCGCCCUGGGACCCGCCUUUCCCACUGCACCACCCGGUCCCGUUGCUGGGGAGACCGAGCUCCGAGGAACUGGGCAGGGCGAGCGGAGGGUCGCGUUCGCACGUGUCCUCCACCCCACCCCCCAGCACCUCCUGGCGGGCAGCGCGGCGGGCUCUGUCACCAGCACCGGUCCAGGCACCAAGCGCGGCCCGGCGCGGAGGUUGCAGUCUCCAGGUUUCACAGCGGCAGCCUCCCUCGUGUCCUUGGCCUGGGCCUUGGCCUCUUACCAGAAGGCCCUGCGGGACUCUCGUGAUGACAAGAAGCCCAUCAGCUACAUGGCCGUCAUCAUCCAGUUCUGCUGGCACUUCUUCACCAUCGCGGCCAGGGUCAUCACCUUUGCCCUCUUCGCUUCGGUUUUCCAGCUGUACUUCGGGAUCUUCAUUGUCCUUCACUGGUGCAUCAUGACCUUCUGGAUCGUCCACUGUGAGACAGAAUUCUGUAUCACCAAAUGGGAAGAGAUUGUGUUCGACAUGGUGGUGGGGAUCAUCUAUAUUUUCAGUUGGUUCAAUGUCAAGGAAGGCAGGACACGCUGCAGGCUAUUCAUUUACUAUUUUGUGAUCCUUUUGGAAAACACAGCCUUGAGUGCCCUCUGGUACCUCUACAAGGCUCCCCAGAUCGCAGAUGCAUUUGCCAUCCCAGCGCUUUGUGUGGUGUUCAGCAGCUUCUUAACUGGUGUUGUUUUUAUGCUGAUGUAUUAUGCCUUCUUUCACCCCAACGGACCCAGAUUCGGGCAGUCACCAAGUUGUGCUUGUGAGGACCCAGCCACUGCCUUCACUCUGCCUCCAGAAGUGGCCACAAGCACCCUACGGUCCAUCUCCAACAACCGCAGUGUUGUCAGCGACCGGGAUCAGAAAUUUGCAGAGCGGGAUGGGUGUGUACCUGUCUUUCAGGUGAGGCCCACUGCCCCAUCCACCCCAUCAUCUCGCCCACCACGGAUUGAAGAAUCAGUCAUUAAAAUUGACCUGUUCAGGAAUAGGUACCCAGCGUGGGAGAGACACGUUUUGGACCGAAGCCUACGAAAGGCUAUUUUAGCCUUUGAAUGUUCCCCAUCUCCUCCAAAGCUGCAGUACAAAGAUGACGCCCUUAUACAGGAGCGGUUGGAGUAUGAAACCACUUUAUAAAACAAAACGACUUGCAGGAGUCACAACAUCCAGAUGGGGGUGACAGCUGGGCUGUGGCAAUAAUGACACUUCAUCCUAGAGUAGGGCAACAAGCUGUAAUGUUCUUAGUAGGACUUUCAUCCUGAUUAUUGUUUGAUCCUCUGUCAGCUGACUGCCUGCUGCUAGUCACUUUUCAAGCCGGCAGUGCCUGAGGGUCUCUUAAUUCAUCUGAAGGAAUGACGCCAGCUUAGUAUGAUUCUUUGUUGCUACCGAACUCCUGCAUGGUCUUGGAGUGCACAAACCAAGAGGGUACUAUUAUGAUGGAAAAUUAUGCCUCUAUUCAAUAGUGUUUUGAUGGAGUUAACUGAUCUUUGCAUAAAAAUAUAUUCAGUUAUACACAUACAUACACACACCUACAUACACUAACACACUAACACAUACAAAUAACACCGGUCUUCUGUCAAAAUAGCUAAGGUGAUUUUUCCUGGUGCAAAGCUCUGAUUCCUACAAGAAUAUAAAAACAGAGAUGGACAGAAUACAUCCCUCAAGACUCCUGGAAAAAAAAAAUGUGGUACUGCUUAGAAAAUAAUUCAUAAACCAUUUUCUCCUUUGGAAACCAAUACCGUGUGUGAAAAAUGUAUCCAAUGGAGAGCAAACUCGAGUGUGUUUACACAUGUAUUAGCAUUGAUGGAAUGGUUUGCUUUCUACAUAUUUGUUUUUUAUUUUAAAUUUUCAGUUGAGAACAUCUUUUAUGACAGAAAUCCUAUGCAGCAUAUGUAUGGCUUUCGACAAGACCAAGGAGCUCAAUAACUUCGUGAUGUAAAUUAAAUGAUAAUCAUGACUCAGUAUUCAAUUGCAAAAAUUCAAUAAGUACACAAAGAGGAAGUGGGGGGAAAGGCAAAAUGAGAGGCUGAUUUGCAGACAUGUGCAGCUCCCAUUGGCAUGUAAAGACGGAGCAGCAGGAGAGGACGGGGCUGUAGCUGGGUCCGUUUCAGGGCGCAGAAUGAUUGCAGAAUGGUUGGCUCUGUGUGAACGUAGGCAGGCAGGGUUCCAGAAGAUGCCACGCCACUCCUUUCUAGUGCCAAACACUGUCCAACCACAGGACUGACAUGGAAGCCCCAAACAGCCGAGAACGAGUGGCGUGAGCUCCCCGAAAGCAGACAAGAGAAUGAACAAUGAUGUUCUCCUCCUUGUACAGACUUUUGCCCCCUAAUCCAAGGUCAAAGUGAUAUGUCUUUUAGAGGCUUUGGGACACUUUUUAGUAAGUAUGAGCAGACAAAUGCAGUGAAUAUGCUAUGAGAAAACCCUUCUGGACUGAUUUGAGGGCUUACCACUAUAUCCAGCUAAGAUUUGUAUUUGAAUCAUCUGUAAAGUCGCUCUCUUACAACAAUCUUCUGGGUUUUAAAUACCUCCGUACAGCAAGUAAACAUUCCCCUGCUUUCUUUUCUCAGUGUCCUCAGUCAUGGUGCUUUUUGUUGCAUUAAAAGUGCCGGUCAAACUUUGAUAGUAUUUUUUUAUAGUUGGUGCAGAGUGGAAUAACUCAUGGAUUAUUUCAAUAUUUUUGUAAUAAAAGUAUAGGGUAUACAUAUAGGCAUCAUCACUUUUUUUAUAAACCUGGUAUCAUUUAAAAUAUUUUAAGUAUCAUAAUUACUUGGGAUAUCAGAAACUGGUCCUCAAAUUCCAUCAGCCUGCCUUGGCAGAUUGAAAACACUUGUCUCUUGCAAGAUCACCCUACUUUGCAAGUUGGUGCCCCCAGGAACCUGGCCAGGGGUGCUAUCAGAAUAUCAGGUGAAGAGAGAAUCAGCUUAACUAGAAAGGGCUUGACAAGACUGGCCAAUGUUUCCCAGGAAAACAAAGAUAAACAUCUUGGAACUUGCCAAGCUUUACUAGAGGUGAUUUGCAGUUAAUUAAUUCAACAGACAUUUUAAAUCUUGCCAUUUCUUGACUUGUAAUAUUGUAAACGAGCAAGGGAACUAAUCAGGGAGUGGAAAAGGAGACUUCGCCGCCCAGGCCUACAGACAAAGCCCUCUGUGCAGCACAGCGCUGACAAAUUCGGGCUGCCUGGUUCCUCAUCGUUCAUGCUAUGAAUCUUCAUCUGCCUCAUUUGUUUUUGCCAAGCAGAAGUUCACGGUAGUUGCUGCCAUUCCAUAACCAUGACAACAGACAUGUCCCCUUGUGAAGGCAGAGGCCUUACUAAAGUGGGAAGAUGGAGAAGUUGCUGGUGGCUUCAUGUCUGAGACUGACUCUCCUUAAGGGAACUCUCCCCCGUCGCAGUUUUUGGUCCCUGGCCCCUUCCUGCCCUGCACACCGAGAGCUUCUGACGGAUCAUGAGAUAUUUUAAGGUACUGUAAACCACAUCUUGCUUGUAGAACUAUCCCUCCUUCUAACAGCAGUGAGAUUCAGGGUGACCAUGGCCUUACUCAUCGUCCAUUGUAAAUACGUCAUGACAUCACAAGAGCCUCCGGGUUCAGACUCCCUACACCAGGUUUACAAGGAUGAGAAUCUUCUAAGCAUAUCUUGGAUCUUGGUUCCAAUACAAUAGCCUGUGUAUCUAUUCCCAAAUUGGAAAAAUAAUUCUUGUGAGAAUGAUUUUCAGAAUAAUGGAAGCGAAAAAAAUUGAACAGUUAAGCAAUUUUUCAACGUAGACAAAACCACUGGACUGUUGAUAGCCCUAAAGCUCUGAUUUUUCCUCAUGACUAAGUUUCUUUUCAUAUGGGGGCUUUUGACAUCUGAAUUUUCCAGAUGAUUGCUGAACCAUAUUCACUAAACCAAAGUAGACACUACAGCAUUACUAAAAAAUAAAGACUGUCCACAUGAAUGCAAAUAUCCCAAUGAAAAGUGAAGAAGUAGGUCACUCAAGUGGUAAAUUUAGUCUUCAUGAUAUCGAACAUCUGGAUAUUUGGGAAAUUCCAGAUGUUUGAAGCAUACGGUUUCCUGUCUGGUUGUCUGGUGUUGUCUAGAUAGCUGAGCUGGGGCCGAGCCCGUGGCACACUCGGGAGAGUGCGGCGCUGGGAGGCGCAGCAG
This is a messenger RNA of Galeopterus variegatus (Sunda flying lemur), 4275 nucleotides long. RefSeq names its product XK-related protein 4-like. Gene Ontology annotation, biological process: phosphatidylserine exposure on apoptotic cell surface; apoptotic process involved in development; engulfment of apoptotic cell. The transcript has 5 exons. Lineage: Eukaryota; Metazoa; Chordata; Mammalia; Dermoptera; Cynocephalidae. Gene Ontology annotation, cellular component: plasma membrane. The record is from RefSeq and is a predicted model, not a curated record. Bases 1 to 1272 code for a protein of 423 amino acids.